AAGGUGUGUCAUGUGACCCCCCCUCUAACAACUCCUCCCACUUCCCUCUACCAAUCAGGAUGGGUUUUGCCCCUGUAGGACUGCCCAAAGAGGAGAUUUGACCCACCAGGGCGAGUUCCGGGGCGGGCUGUCCUCUCCGGAAGUGGGUCGUAUGACCCCUCUAACAACUCCUCCCACCAACCUCUACUAAUCAGGCCGCCCUGAGAGCAGAUUUGACCAAAAUAGGGCAGGUUCUGGGAUGGGGUGAACCUCCCAGGAGAGGGGCGUUUGACCCCUCUGCCAAUCAGAGCACAGCACCAUCACCCCAUUAGUCCCAGCGUCAGGCAGAAGAGGCCAUCUUUUACCAAGAGCGCAUUUUAGAAAUCGUGGAAACAUGGACUCCUUCACCACCCCGGUGAGAACUUCGGCCUUUGUUUUAGCCCCAAGGGUCUUCGACAAACCGCAGAGAAACCACUACAUCAGUGAGAGUUCCGAGGAGGAGGAGGGGGCGACUGAGGGGAGCCCUUUGGCCCAGAAAUUGAUGGAUACGCUGGAACCCAAACCCAGCGGCUUGCGAGGCACCCUGAUGAGUGUGAUGGCCUCUUGUUCCCCCUGGAGGAGGAGGAAGGCAAUCGCAGCGUGGGGGAGUCACUAGUGGACAAGAUGAACGGAAAAGACAACGCUCAGUUUGACGAUGCCUUUCUAGAGGACCCGGAGACCCUGGACAGCGUUGCAUCAAGCAGCGAAGAUGAACCAGGCCCACCUUGUUUUUGCUCCACGCCGAUACAAAAUGUUGAAGAGGACUCCGAGGAUGACGGCUAUGAGGAGUUUAGGAGGAAGCUUGGCAUGGAACUGACUGAGCCAGUGCCAUGUCGUGAGCGUAAAAAAGUCAUGCAGACUAUUGUAUGUGUUGCUGUUUAUGCUGUUCUUAAUCACUGUCUUAGGGAAAAGCUUUUUGAAGAUUGUGAGGGCUGUGUCAUAGAUGCACCAGGCCAGCAGCACCAUGACUGUGCGACUUGGACUUCAGUGGAUAUAAACUGCAAGCUCUGGGGCCUGUGUGCUGAGCUGUGUUUGGAAAGCUUAUUAAACACUGUUAUUGCCAUAGGUUAUGCUAUGCAAUGUCUGUGCCUAACCCAAGAACAUUUAGCGCAAGGGGUGCCCUUGAUAAAUGCUGUGCAAUUCAGUGGAGACCCUGACCACAUUUUACAGAAAAUGACCAAACCAGAAGACGCCUGCUUAGAGCAUUAUAUUGACCGUCUGGUCUGCACAAAAAGUUACAGAACCCUGCUUAAGAAAAAGGCUAUUUGUAAGCAAUCUAAAAGGAUUAAGUUAGAAAAUGGUGAGGGGCCAAACAUGCAAUAUAAAACUUGGUAGCUAUAAAUUAAAAAAAAAUAUCUAUUGAAAAGGGCUUUGUGACUAUCUGUAUUUCUGUUAAAAGAUCUCUGGCCCUUAAGGGAGCUUAAAGUUUUUUUUUUUUGUUUUUUUUUUAAAUGGAGCAUCUUGGUUUGUUUUCAAGGAGCUGUAUGUCUUUUAAAUAAAAAAAAUUGUGAGAACCUAGCUCUUGUGUCUUUUGUGUAAGAGAGACCCAUUUACAGCAAAAAAGCUGAAAUGUAUGUUGUGGGAGGGGAAAAAAUA
This is a messenger RNA of Dermochelys coriacea (leatherback sea turtle), 1614 nucleotides long. RefSeq lists its product as uncharacterized. The transcript has 2 exons. Lineage: Eukaryota; Metazoa; Chordata; Testudines; Dermochelyidae. The record is from RefSeq and is a predicted model, not a curated record. The coding region runs from base 643 to 1353 and encodes 236 amino acids.